GAGAGAAAGCAGAGGCACACACUCAGACUCUGUGCGUGUGUGCGGACUCUCACACUCCUCUCUCUUUCUCUCUCUUCUCUCUCCUCGCGUUUUUUAGAGAGAGAAAGUUGUUAUGGCCGACUGUAAGCGAAUGGCGGUGGUGGACUCCUCCGGCGAGGACUCUCCGUCUAAGAGGAGGAGAAUCCUCGCUACUCCAGAGACAAUGCUUCGUCGUCGUCGUCAUAAUCAGCUCGGCGAUUCUCGUGGUUUCAAGCUCCUUCGCCGUUCCACGAGUUCCUGCUCCGCCGACGUCGAGCACUCGCUGCAUUCCUCUUGCUGCUCCUGCAAUGAGCUCCACGACGUCGUUUUCAUCACCUCGCCGCUUCUGGAUCUGGAGGCCAAGAGUUUUGAAACCGACUACUACACCGCUCCGCCAAGCCAUAAAUUCAGCAGGGAAACGACGCCGUCGAGCGAGCUGUGCCUGGAGAACUCCGAAGAGAUGGAUUCACCGGCGGUGAGCAAAUCGCCGCCAAGUGACGAGAUCGAAGAGUUCUUCGCCACGGCCGAGAAGUACGAGCAAAAGCGCUUCGCAGAAAAGUACAACUUUGAUAUCGUGAAGGAGGCGCCGUUGGAGGGACGGUACCACUGGGUUCGUUUGAAGCCAUGACUCAGAGGUGUGGCAGAGAGACAGAUAAUAAUAAACUGACACUAGAUUUGGGGUGUUGGGUUGUUAAUUGCAGGCCGCAGAUUCUUACUGGGGUUUUAACCCUUUGUUUGUUUUCUAUCGCUACCUCCCUCCCUCUUAUCCUGCGUUUGUUUACGUCUUUUGCUCAGAGACUUUUUCCUUUGGAAUAUGCUUUUUCCGAAUGAUGAUAAGGAUUCCUUCUGUUAGUUAGAGUGGGGACCAACCUAGACAAACCUACAGCCUAGCUACGUGCCAAUAGAGAAAGUGCCCGUAUUAUAUUGAAGCCUUUUGGCUUCACGUUUUGGAAG
Molecule: messenger RNA, 972 nt
Organism: Fragaria vesca subsp. vesca
Lineage: Eukaryota; Viridiplantae; Streptophyta; Magnoliopsida; Rosales; Rosaceae
Product: cyclin-dependent kinase inhibitor 7-like
Exons: 5
Coding region: 113-646 (177 amino acids)
Biological process (GO): negative regulation of cyclin-dependent protein serine/threonine kinase activity
Cellular component (GO): nucleus
Molecular function (GO): cyclin-dependent protein serine/threonine kinase inhibitor activity
Source: RefSeq, a predicted model, not a curated record